CGACUCAAAAGGACGGUUCCUUCACGAAUCGGACACCGCUAAAGGACAAUGGAGUCGGAUGCGCCGGAGUCAAGUCGAGCCGCGAUCCUUCAACCUCGAAUGUGUACAGUUAGGAUUAGCCGGAGCUGUGAAACGGAUGACCGGAGGAACAUCAGUGUUAUAUGACCGCAGUGCGCUGUUUUCUGAUGACCAGCUCGCGCUUUCAAGUGUCAAUAGGAGAAGUUCCUGCUGUAAAGACCUAACGUACUGCUGUUUCGUCUCCUGGGCUUCCCCCUGAACAAUAAGGUCUUCAUGUGAUUUUUUUAUGGAGUAAUUUAUGGCACUGAACAUAUCAGGAGCUCCUUAUACAAUGUCUGAAGUCAGUAUAGGACGGAAAAAAGAAAAGUGUGAGAACUGCACUAAACAGUGCAACAAGAAACAGAGUGAUGAAGGAAUAAACUCACUGCAAGAGAAAGGUGUUGCCACUGGAGAGGUGGCAGAGUCUACCUCAGUUCAGCAGGUGUUGUUGAGUGCGUGUCUGGCCUGUGACGGCUGCGUAUCGGAGAAUGAAGGCCAGAGAAUUUCUCAGCAAAAUCUGGAUGAGCUCAACCACGUGCUUGCCCUCAAUAAGAAAUGUGACACUUCGAAGCACAAAAUUCUCAUGGUGUCCGUGUGUCCCCAGUCGCUGCCAUUUUUUGCUAUUAAAUUUCAGAUGGAUGUUCCAGCGGCUGCAAAGAAACUCUGUGGCUUCCUAAAGAGUGUGGGGGUUCAUUAUGUCUUUGACACUACAGUAGCUGCAAGUUUUAGCAUUUUAGAAAGCCAGAGAGAAUUUGUUCAGCGUUUCCGUCGUAAACUUCACGAUUCUAAUGCCAUGCCAAUGUUCACAUCCUCAUGUCCAGGAUGGAUUCGCUAUGCAGAGCGUGUUCUUGGUAGCCUGGUCACACCACACAUCUGCACCGCAAGAUCACCUCAACAGAUCAUGGGCUCCAUGGUCAAAGACUUUUUUGCAAGACAACAGAAGCUGACCCCAGAUCAGAUUUUCCAUGUGGUGGUGGCUCCCUGCUUUGAUAAGAAGCUUGAAGCUGUGAGAGAGGAAUUCUACAACAGCAUCCUAGAGACCAGAGAUGUCGACUGUGUGCUGACGUCAGGAGAGAUUCUCCACUUAAUGGAACAAAGCAAAGUUACUGUAGAGGAAGUGGACUCUGCUCCUUUGGAUCAUGUAUUUGGUGAGACCAGUGACCUAGGUGUGACCAGGCAUGAAGGUCGUGGAUCUGAAGGCUUCCUGGAGCACAUUUUCAAACAUGCAGCCAAAGAGCUGUUUGGCAUUGACGUCCAAGAGAUUGUGUACAAGACACUCAGGAAUCGAGACUUCCAGGAGGUGGCGCUAGAGCGUGAUGGAGAGACUCUCCUGCAGUUUGCUGCAGUUUAUGGCUUCCGGAACAUUCAGACUUUAGUGCACAGAAUGAGGAAAGGCAAAGUGCCCUACCAGCUAGUAGAGGUGCUUUCCUGCCCCGGAGGCUGUUUAAGUGGACGAGGACAAGCUGAGGGAGAGGGAGGUCGUCCUGACCGGCCUUUGGUCCAGCAAAUGGAAGAACACUAUAGCAGCUUACCUGUCCGACUGCCUGAAGCCAACCCAGAGGUCCAGCGCCUCUACCAGGACUGGCUGGACGGCCACGACUCCCUACAUGUGCAGCAAUGCCUCCACACUCAGUACAAGAACCACUCGCAGCCGCCCUCUCAUAUACCAAAUUCUGAUAUGCAGUGGUGAUUGGAAAUCAUCACUGUAUUCCCACAUAUCUGGAACCAAGCUUGGCAUUAAAAGCACCAAUCAAGACUGACUGUUUGAUGCCAUCUUGGGCUCACAUGGACUGCAAUGUGUCUGCAGUAAAAAAAAAUAAAUUGAAUAGAGGACCAAAUAGGCUUCCUGUUCUAUGCAGUGAAUCAGACUCUGCUUUACUAAUGAGAAGAUUUGCAUUCGGUAACUAGUUUGUUACACCUAAAUGAUGUCAUGCAUGGUGGGACAACCAGCCUUGUUAUUAAAAGGACAGUAGCAAUAAUACAAGGCAAAAAGCCCUGAGUAUUAUUGCUAUUAAUGACUGAACCCUGCACUGAAAGAAAUAUUGAUGGCAUUUUGUGUAUGACUAUAACUACGAAACAACUGUAAAAAGUCCAAAACUAAUACAUAUUGGUGCAAUUCAUUAAUUAAAGAAUACCAACCAUUAA
This is a messenger RNA of Cyprinus carpio (common carp), 2202 nucleotides long. Its product is annotated as nuclear prelamin A recognition factor-like. Gene Ontology annotation, cellular component: lamin filament. Lineage: Eukaryota; Metazoa; Chordata; Actinopteri; Cypriniformes; Cyprinidae. The record is from RefSeq and is a predicted model, not a curated record. The transcript has 12 exons. The coding region runs from base 317 to 1747 and encodes 476 amino acids. Gene Ontology annotation, molecular function: lamin binding.